AUGCUCUUCCGAUCACGCCUAAGGGACCCAAAUGAGAGACCAAAGCUAGUCGUUGUUCUUCAUGCUAUGAUGGUCUGUGCCCUGCGGUAUGUCGCUAAUGAGCGAUUGGCAACAGACUGGCUUGAAACAUACCCCGAUGCUUCGCAACGGUCCCGCGAACUUGUGAUUCUCUCUGGAAUGGAUGGGCUAUCUGUAGAAAACCUGCAAGCACUUGUUAUAGUGACAUUUGUGCACAUCGGCGAUGGCGAGGCGAACAAGGCCUGGCCACUUAUUGGGACACUUGCUCGGGGAGUCGUAUAUCUAGGUCUUCACACCGAGCCAGAAGAAACCCAGAGAGGUGAAGUAUCGCUCAAGCCAUUGUCGUCGUUAUCACCCGCUCGAGUGUGGACGGAAGCCGAGGAACGGCGCCGAGUGUUCUGGAAUGUUUUUCUACUCGACCGAUUCUGCUCGACUGCUACAGGUUGGAAUACGAACUUGUCCAGCGAAGAUGUCCAGGUCCGACUACCCAGCGACGGUUUGUACUGGGUCAAGGAGGAGCCUGUUACCACCCCAUUUUUCAACGUAUGGGAUUCGUCCCUCGGGAGGAUGGGAAAAUCGGUAUCUUUCCUUCCCAGUCACUUCACCUCUCUUGCAGAUCAAGACAAGCAGUCGACAGCUACUGCACCAACCUCAGAGCGCGUGACCCCUGAUGGCCGAGUGCCCGAGAAUCGAUCAGUGGAUGUUUCGACCAUUGGCUCUUUUGCUUAUUGCGUUGAAGCAACCGAGUCUCUUAACCGUGUCGUCAAGUUCUUUCUCCAACGACCUGUGGAUUUCCAAAGCAAACAGGAAUUUAGGGCAUGGCUAACUCGCUUCAAGGAACUCGAUCUCCAACUCAUUCACUGGAAGAUGUUUCUCCCUCGCCGGUGGAAAGACUCGAACAUUUCCAAAGAACCAGCCUUUGUGCACAUGGACCCAAAUCUUACUCUCGCGCACAUCACUCACAAUACUUCCAUGAUUCUUCUCCAUCAGAGCAUUGCAUACCCGCGUGCAAGCAUUUUGGAGAAAGUCAGACUUGCAAGCACUGCGAGUGCCGAGACAUGCCAGCUGGCUGCAUCGGAAACUGCAAACAUCGUCCAGAAAUACUUACAAUACACACCGUUUGUUGGCUUGGUCAACCACCAAUUUUCUCUUUGCACCUAUCUAAGUGCACGUGUAAUGCUGAUACACUCACACACUCAUCAGCUUGACAUUCCAGAUGCUUACCACAUUCUCUUAUCAAGUCUUCAACAGAUGUCAUCGCGUUGGGUCUCAAUGAAUCCUAGCCUGAAGUUAACCUCCAAUGCGACAGACUUUUCCCAAGGGCUUUCUUCCCAACUACACACCCUCCAAAGAAUGAUCGGCUCUCCUUCGUUCAAUGUAACGGCCUCAGAUUAUGUUGCGGAAGUGAAUCAUGCCCUUGGUGUUAAAUUACCAGCCGUCAGCCCUGGCGAGAGUCAAUGGCUUGCAGAACGCAGGACACAGCAACGACAUAGCAUCAUCCCCGUGGGCGCAAGGCAUUCACAUUACCUUGACACCAACGGACUGAGGACAGGGUCUGAUCACCAGAGUCCUUUCAGCCAUACUAUGCAAACUCCUUCGUCUGGAUCGAUGCACAGCGGAAGAACGACGAAUGAAGACCACGCCUCGGUACCAACUAGCACGGGUCAAUCGCGCCACGCGCUCGCACCGCAAGCCCAGCACGCACAGCCCGGAGGUGAUUUGACGUUCAAUGAGAUCUUCACUUCAAAUAAUGCGACUCAACCACUUGGAGAUAAUUUGGAUGGCAUCAGUUCAUGCCCCGACGACGGCAAAUUGGCAGUCCAAGUCGUGACCGAAAUGAUUCCCUCUAUCAAGCCCAGCGCUGCGCCUUCCAUCGGAGAAAGGUUGGCCGUGUUCUUCAACGAGAACACGAUUGCGAAGGUCAUCGGCACGGCUGAGGCAUACCUGGAAAACAAUGCAAGUCACACAAACUCCUUUAUUUCAUCUCACUAA
Molecule: messenger RNA, 2010 nt
Organism: Penicillium atrosanguineum
Lineage: Eukaryota; Fungi; Ascomycota; Eurotiomycetes; Eurotiales; Aspergillaceae
Product: fungal specific transcription factor domain-containing protein
Exons: 6
Coding region: 1-2010 (669 amino acids)
Biological process (GO): DNA-templated transcription
Cellular component (GO): nucleus
Molecular function (GO): zinc ion binding; DNA binding
Source: RefSeq, a predicted model, not a curated record